GAUACGCGCAACGGUGACGAGACCUGUCGGUGUUUAAAAAAACGAAGUAGAGAAACGUGUACUUCUAUUUGAGACCAUGGACAAAACAGCCGGUAAAUUACAACUAUUUUCGCCACAUUUAACGUGAUUCCGCUGUUUUUUUCCCGUUUUAAUCUGCUGCGCAAGGUAUCUGGUGGGCUGGAAGGAAUUAUGGAGCGCGGAUCCCGAACCCCGGAGCUCAACGAGCCACAACCGCCCUCCAAAUCCAACCAGGAACCCAUACGAUUCGGGAUCGACCAGAUUCUUGGCUCUGCAGACCCAGAGAGCCGCCGUACGCACGGCGGCAACACUAUGGAUAACGGCGGUACGGAUAACACUCGCUUGGGAAGCCCAAACAAGACGAGCGUUGCGCCUCACGCCGCUCCGCCCGUCUCUCUCUCCGGGAUCACGGGUUUACUGGAGGACUCAGGGCUGGUGUACGGUGUGAGCAGCAAUCUGGUGCCCCAUGGGGUGAUUCGGGUUCCGGCGCACAGACCUCUAGCCGCCGCGAUGCCGCCGACAAUGGUGAGCGCAGUACCGGCGCUGGGCAGCCUGUGUUUCCCGUGGAUGGACAAUAAUCGUCGGUUCUCCAAAGACAGACUGCCAGCUCUUAUUCCGUUCACCGUGACCCGGCGGAUCGGCCACCCGUAUCAGAACCGAACUCCUCCCAAACGGAAAAAGCCCCGCACGUCGUUCUCCCGCGUUCAGAUCUGCGAGCUGGAGAAACGCUUUCACCGGCAGAAAUAUCUCGCCAGUGCGGAGCGCGCCACGCUCGCCAAGAGCCUGAAAAUGACGGACGCGCAGGUCAAAACCUGGUUCCAGAACCGCCGAACCAAGUGGAGGAGGCAAACCGCUGAGGAAAGAGAGGCAGGACGACAGCAAGCCAAUCGGAUGCUGCUGCAGCUUCAGACCGACGCCCUCCAGAAGUCCAUGAGAGAAUCAGUGUCCUCCGAUCCUCCUUGUGUGCAUAACUCCUCCCUCUACGGCCUCCAAAACAUCCAGCCAUGGGCCCAAGAGAGACCUGGUAAACUGGCCCCAACAACAACAACAACAACAACAACAAACCUGGCUUAAAUUAACUCAUUAAAUAAUGCUGGAUUCAGGACAGUGCAAGUCUGACUUUGAAUCGGCUCAAACUGGUUUCUGAUUAAUCUUGGGACUUUUUCCAGCAAACGCCGAAUUUAAAGAACAAAUUUAGACCAUGACACGCACACUACCGGUCACAAUGUUGGAGACGCUUUCAUUAAUUUAUGUUUCUCAUGUUAUUAUAAAACAUUGGAUAUAAAGCCUUCAAUCCAUAUUUAAAUUUUGUCAAUUACAAUAAAAAUAAUUUCGACUUGUCUCUUUACAAAAAAAGGUCAAAUAUGCAGUGCAGCACUUACAAUGGAGGUCAAUGGGGCCAAUCUAUAAACAUUGAAAUCCACGUAAACAAGGUGUGUUAACAUGAUUUUAGUGAUAAAAUCGCUGCGUAACAUUUUCUGUGUAAAGUAAUAACAAUUUUACAAAUGUGCUGCCAUGAUGACAUAAUGCUGUAAACCCCAAAUCCUAAAAAAACCUAAAAACAACUUUACAGCUCAAAUAAUAACAGAAGAAUCAAUGUGUUUUUGAUCAAAUUACAAGCUUAACAUUUCUGAUUUUAACCCUCCAAAAAUGGGCCCCAUUCACUUCCAUUGUGUCUCAAUGCAACCUCGACUUUUGCUUUUUUUCAUUCUCGCUUAUUUUAUUUUAUAUUUAUUAUGGGUAAAUCAACAUUAUGCUACAAUUGCUGUUGAAUGAGCUUCACUUCUAUUGAACCCGGAAUAUUCCUUUAAACACUUGUACAAAAUAUAUGAAUUUCAACAAGUCCAGCAUACAUCACUACAAAAAUUUGCUUCCUCCUUUAGUGUUUCAUAGUGUCAAAUACACUUCACGUGUGGGGGAGCUGUGGCUCAGGUGGUAGAGCGGUUCGGCUGCCAAUCGCAGGGUUGGCGGUUCGAUUCUCAGCCCACACGACUCCACAUGCCGAAGUGUCCUUGGGCAAGA
Molecule: messenger RNA, 2040 nt
Organism: Xyrauchen texanus (razorback sucker)
Lineage: Eukaryota; Metazoa; Chordata; Actinopteri; Cypriniformes; Catostomidae
Product: T-cell leukemia homeobox protein 3-like
Exons: 3
Coding region: 190-1092 (300 amino acids)
Biological process (GO): animal organ development; regulation of transcription by RNA polymerase II
Cellular component (GO): nucleus
Molecular function (GO): RNA polymerase II cis-regulatory region sequence-specific DNA binding; DNA-binding transcription factor activity, RNA polymerase II-specific
Source: RefSeq, a predicted model, not a curated record